Phoenix dactylifera (date palm) is the source of this 1476-nucleotide messenger RNA. Lineage: Eukaryota; Viridiplantae; Streptophyta; Magnoliopsida; Arecales; Arecaceae. The record is from the annotation of a RefSeq genome assembly.
AUGGAAAAAUGGUGGUUCAAUUCGAUGUUGUCUAACGAUAAGUUAGAGCAUAGGUGUGGACUAAAUAAAUCAAUGGAUAGUCUUGAUGCUAUUGGGCAUACCAGUGGAAGUGAAGAACCCAUUCUAAAUGGUACGGAGAAAAACAUUCCUAGUCGGAGUGAUAGUGGCAGUUAUAGUUUCAGAAAUGUUGAUUAUUUAUUUGAUAUCAGGGAUAUUUGGAGUUUGAUCUCUGAUGACACUUUUUUAGUUAGGGAUAGUAAUGGUGACAGUUUUUCCGUAUGUUUUGAUAUUGAAAAUCAGAUUUUUGAGAUUGACAAUGAUAGUUCUUUUCUGAGUGAACUAGAAAGUUUUUUUUCUAGUUAUUUAAAUAGUGGGUCUAAGAGAAACAAUCACUACUAUUAUCAUUACAUAUAUGAUACUCAAUCUAGUUGGAAUAAUCACAUUAAUAGUUGCAUUGAUAAUUAUCUUCGUUUUGAAGUCAGUAUUAAUAGUUCCAUUUCGGGCGGUACCGACAAUUACAGUGACAGUUACAUUUAUAGUUUCAUUUGUACUGAAAAUGUAACUGGUAGUGAAAGUGGGAGUUCUGGUAUAAGAACUAGUAAAAAUGGCAGUGAUUUCAAUAUAAGAAGAAGAUCUAAUGAUUUCGGUAGAAAUAAAAAAUACAGACAUUUAUGGGUUCAAUGCGAAAAUUGUUAUGGAUUAAAUUAUAAAAAAUUUUUUAGGUCAAAAAUGAAUAUUUGUGAACAGUGUGGAUAUCAUUUGAAAAUGAGCAGUUCAGAUAGAAUCGAACUUUCGAUUGAUCCGGGGACUUGGGAUCCUAUGGAUGAAGAUAUGGUCUCUAUGGACCCCAUUGAAUUUCAUUCAGAGGGGGAACCCUAUAGAGAUCGUAUCGAUUCUUAUCAAAGAAAGAUAGGUUUAACUGAAGCUGUUCAAACAGGCAUAGGUCAACUAAAUGGUAUUCCCAUAGCAAUUGGGGUUAUGGAUUUUAAGUUCAUGGGAGGUAGUAUGGGAUCCGUAGUAGGCGAGAAAAUCACCCGUUUGAUCGAGUAUGCUACUAAUCGAUCUUUACCUGUCAUUAUUGUGUGUGCUUCUGGAGGAGCGCGCAUGCAAGAAGGAAGUUUGAGUUUGAUGCAAAUGGCUAAAAUAUCUUCCGCUUCAUAUAAUUAUCAAUCAAAUAAAAAUUUAUUCUAUGUAUCAAUCCUUACAUCUCCUACAACCGGUGGAGUAACAGCCAGUUUUGGUAUGUUGGGAGAUGUCAUUGUUGCUGAACCUAAUGCCUACAUUGCAUUUGCGGGUAAAAGAGUAAUUGAACAAACAUUGAAAAAGACAGUACCCGAUGGUUCACAAGCGUCUGAGUAUUUAUUCCAUAAAGGCUUAUUUGACCCAAUUGUACCACGUAAUCCUUUAAAAGGUGUUCUGAGUGAGUUAUUUCAGCUCCACGGUUUCUUUCCCUUGAAUCAAAAUUCAAAAAAUUAA